UACGACAGCUGCAGGGGCUUCACAUAGAAUACACGCCAAUCGUACAUUUCCUGACAGUGAGACGGGUCUAUGCAACAACCUUGGAUUACAUUUUACUCUAAUGGAGGCACACUGGAUAUUUUGGAGAGAUAGUUCUUUUACGUACUGUACAUAAGUCUUCUCGGAAUUGUAUGGUAGCCUAUCAAGAAACAUUAUUUAUUGCAAGAGCCGUUUUUUUACAUAAUGCUAUAAGAAGCACAAGAUGGGUAAUGACAACAGCCAUAAUAAAGCUGAACCUCAGCCUGAACCCCCAACCAGAGACAUCCCCAGUGCAUCCCAACAGCCUGAUGAGGAGGUGCAGGAGGAGUUUCAUCCGUCAUUGGAAACCCUCCCCGUGCUUUAUCCUCAAUGGGAUACUAACGGCCAACAAGCUGCACCACAGCAGAGGGUGGAAUCAAAUUUUCCAUCAUUGUUUUCUGACGACCUGACAGAACCUGCACUUUCCGGGAGUCACGGUGACGUCUCGCUGCAGCGUGGAGUUUGGGAGGAAGGACAGCUGCUUCCAGCCCUUCCGCAGACUGAACUUUAUAUAGAGAGACAAGAAUAUAAAGAAUCUGGGAGCAGCUCACAGCCUGGCACCAUCAGCAUCCUCUCCAGGGAGGAAACUAACGAGGAAGACAUCUUUGGUGAACCAGAAGACAUAGGACUGAUUGGGAUACUCAGAGAAUGGGGACAGCAAGUGAAGCCAGAAAAAAUUGUUAGAGAAAAAGAAGAAGACAGGAAGGAUACAGUAUGGAUGCCAUAUACUGAGCCAUCUCCCGAAGAAACUUCUCUGAUCGGUGACUUCCAUGGUGUACAAGCACAAGAGAAAAAGGCAGAAUGUGCUGAUUUACCUGGUAUUAAACAUAUAACAGCAUCCAUUGCUGACAGUUCGAUUACUUCUUUUAAUGCAAAUGAUACUCUAGAUUAUGGCAGUUGGAAUCUAGGGGAACCCAAUAUUCAACUUGUAACUGGAACUCUACAGCAGAUUUCAGCACCUUUACAGAUCUUCUCUAGGAAUGAAGAACCAGUGCAACCAGACACAAUACCAAAGAACCUCAAUAUACUGUCUAAACAAGAAAAAGGAGAAUCCAUGGAUAAUAUUACUGCUCAGACAGAACAGAAACAAUUGUGCGGUUUUUAUGACGCCAAGGAUCUAAAUACAGAUGGUGCGAAUAUACAGACAGGUAUUCAGGGCAACCUAAUCCUGCCUUUAACAACCAUUGGAAAUUCAGACAGCAAUAAAGAAAAACUUGGUACUACAUGUAAACCUGAACCAGAUAGCUUGGUCUAUAGUGGAGUCGUCCCUAUAGUUCAGGUGUUUGACCGAAGUCCAAUAGUGUUAGAGCAAAGUUCAACUGACUGUAAUCUGUAUCAGACUGCAGGUGCAGGACUGUUGGCACAGAUGGGUAAAAAAACAUCUGAUCACAGUUUUCCUGGCAUACAAUCAGAAGAUUUUGAUAGUGACACUAAGAAGUGUCCUAAUGACCUGAACAACAAGGCUGAUCAAACAGAGAAGAAUUUAACGGAGAACAUUCAAUCUGAAAUCAAAAAUUAUUCGAAAGAAAUUCCCAGAAAAGAUAGUGUGGAUUUUAGCAGCAAAAAUGUAAAAGAUGGUGGUGCUAAUAUGGAAUUAAAGGUAGAUGAAUUAAAAGUCAUUGUUAAAAAUACAAAUCCUUCUGAUUUGUUGAGCCCAACAAGUGGCCAGUUUCCUAAAGGGCAUGAAGGAUCCAAAUCUCCCAAUGCAGGUAAUGGUACCACAGCUACAUUAUAUAAUAUAAACAGUGAUCCAGGCCAACAGAUUAGUAUUGUACCUCCCAUGGACUUGGUUAGUGACAAACACAGUAUAAUCCUAAAUGACCACACUGGCUUUAAGAAAAGUCAGCCUUGUCAGGAAACAGCUGUUGACAUUUUCUCUGCACCUGCCAAUAAGAUAGUCCCCUCAGAAAAUGUAGAUAUUUUGCAGAAACCUCUUACAGAUAAAGUAAUGAAUCAAGCAUAUGAUAUUGCACAAAUGACAAAGGACAAUAAGCCACAGAGCUGUAUAAACAACUUACUUUUGGAAGAUGUUCCAACUUUUUCUCUCAAUACAUUGGAAUUACAUCUGGCAGAGCCAUGCCCUGACUUACAAGAUGACAUUACCAAAAAAUCACAAUAUGGCCACUACAAAGCGCUCAGAGAUCAGUCAUCCAGUGAGAACAGAGUAACUCCAAUUCCGAAUGAGAAGAUAGUUGAUCAAAACGAAGUUGAGUUUCAACUUUCGAGCCUCAGUGGAAAUAAACCUAGUAGCACAGGCAAUGAACAAGUUCCAGGGGAAGAUGAUUUUAUUUGGAAUGUGGAGAAUUAUAUGCAGAGUAAUGCCAAUGAAAAGUUUGAAAAUUACAGUGUAAGCUCAGCCACCUAUCUUAGAAAAGCUGCAGAGACUGAUAUAGAAACCACAAAUUUAUCAGUUUCUGUGUGUCCUGGUGAUAUGGGAUACUCCCCAUCCAUUCAGGCUUCACAAGAUCUACCAACACAGCCUUUAAAUACACUUGAAAUAUUUUCUAAAGAAGAGGUCUGCCUUCUUCCUCCGAACCUUUAUCCACCAUUCUUUAAAACUGGGUCUGCUAUGGACUAUAAGUAUAUGGUAAGUCCAAAAGGUGAACAGACAAACUCGUUGAAUGAAAGCAGCAACAUUCUAUCUACUGAAGCCAUGACAGAGGUUAGCCAAGACCAAAGUGGGCUUGACAUGUCUGUAAAUCCUGCACAUCAAAGACAAAGCUACGAUAUUGAUUGUAAACUACAAUCACAUUUCCUGACUGAUUUGGACAGACAUAACCUCAAACCAGAUUACACCUUGAAAGAGCCGUCCAAAGUUCAGCUACUAGAGAACGCCUCUGCAUUUACAGAGGAAGACAGUAAGGGAGUCAAUGACAAGCCAAACCUGGGGAGCAGGUCUACAAAGAGUGAGGACGUUCCCUCGCUUAUAUUAAGUCAACAACAAGAAGCGUCUUCAAAGGACACACCUUGCCUAAUCUCUGACAUACUGCCCUGUCUUGAUGUUACCGGAUCACUAUCAGAGGACGGAGUGCUUACUUCCAGAACACCGGACCUUGCUAUAGCAUGUAUUUCAGCCUCUCCAGUCAUAAUUGAUAAAAUGGACGAGACUCUUUUUACCACUGGUGACAAAGAUGUUGCAGAAUUGCAGGGCAGUAACGCUCUUCUGUCUACUGAGUCGAAUGUCUUUAACUAUGUGAAAGAGGAAAAUCAGUUACCAGGAUCAAAGACUGAAGGUCAGCGAAUUAAAAGUUUAGAGCUGUCUGCAGGUACGAAUAAGGCAGAUACUGGGAUUCCUACAGCCCAUUUCGGAAUACCAGCAGAUACUGGGAUUCCUACAGCCCAUUUCGGAAUACCAGCAGAUACUGGGAUUCCUACAGCCCAUUUCGGAAUACCAGCAGAUGCAUUUAACCAGCUUCAAAUGCCAGCUGAUACAGACAUCCCUAUGAAAAUGCCAUCAAGUAACAAUAACAUCCUUGUGGAAGAUGCUAAUGUAGUAACAGCAAGUGUUCCAUAUCAGAAUGUCUGUGAAAAGACAGAUGAAGAAACACCUGCUCCUGGUAUAGCCAUGGAAUCCGAAGCCAUCCAAAUCCUUACACUGGAAGCACAAGGCAAGAGCUUCCAGUCACAACAGGAAAUGUCAAGCGUUCCUCUUCCUCUAAGUGAUACUAAACAGAAAGAACUUACUGUCAUUUGUCAAGAGGGGUCAACAAAGGUAUGUGCUGAAGUUAAAACUGACUCUGUAAAGCCAAGCAAUGAUUAUAUCCACAUGGACAAUUCUACUGAAGAAUUACCAAGUCACUUAUAUCAGGUUGGGGUUGACAAGACAGUUACACCUCUUCCUGGUUUAGCCUCAGAAUCUAAAGCCAUGCUAAUUCCAACAGUGGACGCAUCACACCAGAACUUCCUGGCAAAACAGGAAAUGUCACCUGUUUCUCUUACUCCAGGUAAUAAUGGAGAGAAUGCAACUCCAGACAUUCAUCCAGAGGAUCCAACAAAGGUAUGUGCUGAAAAUAAGAUGGAGUCUGUAAUGUCAAACAAUGAUGACAUCAGUAAUGAUGUAAUAACAAGUCCUUUAUAUCAGGAUGGAUAUAAUAAGACUGGUGAAGAAACACUUAUUAGUGGUUUAGCCUUAGAAUCUAAAGUCAAACAGACUGCCACAUUAAUAACACCAGAGAAGAAUAAGUCACAACAGCUAUUGCAACGUGUUCUUCCUCCUAUUGACAAUGCACAAACCGUAACUCCUAUAACAUCCAUAUGUCCAGAGAGUAAGACAAAGGUAUAUGCUGAAAAUCAGAUAGAGUCUAUUAAACACGAUGCCAUAGAUAACUCUUCUAGUAAAGAUGUGGUACAAAAUCUCCAAAUAGCAAAUAAUGACCAAUUACAGGAAUUGUCUAUAGGCGUUACUGUCUCCCUUGACAUUGAAUCCGUAAUUGACGAUCCGCAAAUGUCAGCACAAAACAUAAAUACAUUUAAGCUUGCGCCACUUCUUGGUGACAUUGAGAAAGGUUCCAGUGAAGAAACAGUGGGAAAGUUUAGCUACAUUGAUCAGGCCAUGGAUAUUCUGAGCGAUGAAAGAAGUUCAGGAGGGGAGAAUCAGGAAAACAGAGAAGAUCUAAAAUCUUUGGUUGGAGGAGAUCCGGCCUCUGGUUUAUUUCCUGUACUCACAGCCGUGUCUGCAGAAGGAUCACAGCAUGCAAAGACAGAAUUCCAUAAACCAAUGGAGAGCCAGGUAAAUACUACUGAAUAUCCCCAAGAUGAAACUAAUGUGAACCUGGAAAGUUCUAAAACAGCAUAUCCAUUCGUUUAUAAUGACCAGAAAGCUGGUUCCCAGACUUCCAAGAUAGAUGGUGGAAUUGCAGAAGUGUGCGAAGAUAAGUCCCAAUAUGCAGAGCCUGUUAAGUCAAAGAGCGAACUUUCAGAAAGCUCCCAUGCACAUAGUGUUAAAGCAGAGGAAGCACUUAAUAGUCGGCAUCACAAUACUCUGGAGGAAAUACACCCUCAAGAAACACAUCCUGAGAUGAGAUUCGAAGGUGUGCUUCAUAUCAGGCCUGACGAAGAAGGAGCAAUCAUCAGAUCGGAAAAGGAGCAUACAAGCAUUCAUACAGAUGAUGUAGGCAGCUUCACUGCAAACAAAGGUAAAGCAUCGGGUGGAACUGCAUUAGAAGAUACUUUAUCUGUCAUGAAUGACGUGUCUUCUCAAGUAAACUGUAAAUUGGAUGUAGGGCCUAACAAUCAGUGUCUCAGCAAGCAAUACUCGGCACCUGUUACUCUAGAGAAAACAGUCUACGGUGGAGAGUUGGGAUUAUCUUUGGGGCAACCAACCAAACUAGACUUGGGCGUGGAAAAUUCUCAUUCUGAACAAGACAAAACAUGUGACACUACGACAGCAUUAACCUUACCUUCUGAUGUCCAAUGUCAAGAAGACAUAUCCCCAGAAACUCCAUGUCUUCUUCCCGAGAAGAAAGAUGAAACCUUUGUGGAUUCUACAGUUAGUCUUCAAAUCAGUGAUGCCUUUGUUUCCAAUGAUCAAAAAGAACUUAAUGGAAAAGACUUUAAAAACACUGAUGCUGUAGCAGAAGACUCUCACUCAACUGUCACAGGAGUAGAAGGCUCUCACUCAACUGUCACAGGAGUAGAUGGCUCUCACUCAACUGUCACAGGAGUAGAAGGCUCUCACUCAACUGUCACAGGAGUAGAUGGCUCUCACUCAACUGUCACAGGAGUAGAAGGCUCUCACUCAACUGUCACAGGAGUAGAAGGCUCUCACUCAACUGUUUCAGGAGUAGAUGGCUCUCACUCAACUGUCAGAGGAGAAGAUGGCUCUCACUCAACUGUCAGAGGAGAAGAUGGCUCUCACUCAACUGUCAGAGGAGAAGAUGGCUCUCACUCAACCGUCACAGGAGUAGAUGUCUCUCACUCAACCGUCACAGGAGUAGAUGGCUCUCACUCAACUGUCACAGGAGUAGAUGGCUCUCACUCAACUGUCACAGGAGUAGAUGGCUCUCACUCAACUGUCACAGGAGUAGAUGGCUCUCACUCAACCGUCACAGAAGUAGAUGGCUCUCACUCAACCGUCACAGGAGUAGAUGGCUCUCACUCAACUGUCACAGGAGUAGAUGGCUCUCACUCAACCGUCACAGGAGUAGAUGGCUCUCACUCAACCGUCACAGGAGUAGAUGUCUCUCACUCAACCGUCACAGGAGUAGAUGGCUCUCACUCAACUGUCACAGGAGUAGAUGGCUCUCACUCAACUGUCACAGGAGUAGAUGGCUCUCACUCAACUGUCACAGGAGUAGAUGGCUCUCACUCAACCGUCACAGAAGUAGAUGGCUCUCACUCAACCGUCACAGGAGUAGAUGGCUCUCACUCAACUGUCACCGGAGUAGAUGGCUCUCACUCAACUGUUUCAGGAAAAGAUGGCUCUCACUCAACUGUCAGAGGAGAAGAUGGCUCUCACUUAACUGUCACAGGAGUAGAUUAUGUUCUUGAGGUUAAAGAGACAGCAAUAACGUCCGAUGACCUAGACUUGAUACAGAAGGAGAGUGAUAUUCUAUCUGACUUGCCAUGCUCUGCUGUCAAGGAGACAGAAAUCCUAUCUGAUGAGCCACUUUUAACUGAAAAUAAGACAAAUAAUGCAUCUCAGCAGAUAAGCCCUCCUUGUGAUGACUCAGCAACUUCAGCUUUGGCUGUGACUCCCAUGGAGGGAAUUAGCAUGCAAGAAAAAUAUAUCGUACACGAAACGUGUGGCUCUUCAGUUGCAGAUCCAAAAUCCAUACAGACUAAACCUGAAUCUGAGGAAUUGUUAACAUAUAGAAUAGAUACAGCAAUUGAAAACAAGCAGGAUUCUUCCAUGGUACCUGUUCCACUAACAGCUCCUGAUACAGAUAUCUCAAGAAGUGAACUUUCUUCUGCCAGUUCUUGCCAAGAGACACCACCAGCUGAGCCAGUACCUUCCUUGCCAGCAAUCAGAAGCCCAACGUUUCCACCUACUGACUCUUUGAGCUUUACUCAGAAGCUACGCAGUGUUCUCCACUCUGAGAGGCCGUUCCCCAAAAAGACGAUGACACCGACAUCUUCUGAGCCUCUGGUUCUUCCCUCAAGUCCCAGGUUGCGCAAAGAAGGUGCAGUCAAUGAAAGGAGCUCCGACUCUGAAGAAGCCUUUGAAACCCCAGAAUCCACAACGCCAGUGAAGUCAGCUCCUCCGAUCCCUAUUCCGGACCUUCCAGAGGUUCAAGAACAGCAACCCCAGCAACGCCAGGAUCUUGAGGAAGUUCUUCCCCCUCCGCCCAAGCCUGAAGAGCCAGCUCCAGAGCAAAGUUUGGAGAACACACAAGCCCCUGAGCCGAAACCUGCUGAGAAUGAGAACAUUAACGAUUCUCCAUUCCGUCAGCCUUCUCGCUCAUUUUCUGUAGUGUUUGAUGAAGACAAGCCCAUAGCAAGCAGUGGUACCUACAACUUAGAUAUAGUUGUCGUUAACACAGUGGAUGUCAGUUCAGCAUCCUCAGAAUCCUCUUGCAAAACUCGUCGCAAAUCCACAGACUCCGUGCCUACCAACCGAAACACUUUGUCCCGCUCUCUUAGCUUGCAGGCUGGGGAUUUUCAGUUUGAUGAUGUGUUGAGUGGCCAAGGAGGAUCUGAGAGUGUCUUUAAUAGUCUUCGCAGGCCUAAGAAGGUGAGGCCUACAUCACUAAAGAAGAAGGCAGCAAGUGCUAAAAAACAGACAGAGGCCGUAAGCAACAAGGACACUCAGGCAUUGUCAGCAGAGCCACAAGAAGCAGAAGAGUCCAACGAUCUUCAGAUUCAAUCCGUUCCAUCACCUCCCCCAACAGAUAAAGAGCUACCUUUAUUAGGAGAGCAGGAAACACAGCCUGUUGCCUCCUUAGAGGUCACCUCUGUGGAUCCCCAGCUGAGCAGCAUCACAAGCACCCCUCUCGUUGACUCUUGCCCUCUGCCACUAACAGGAAGAGUGUCCCCACCAUUGCCUACCCAUCAGAAACGUGAGGUGACCCCAGGAGACUCUGGAGUACCAGAAAACCCUCCAGUGGUUGGGCAAUCAGUGAGGCUGGAGUUCGAUUAUUCUGAGGAGGCACGGGAGGGUCAGCCUCCUGUAAGAAAAGGCAAAAAACCCUCGGGCAAAAUGCCCCUACGAAAACCCAAGCCUAAAAAGGCAAUUGAAAAGCCUGAUGCUCCCCCUGGACCUCCCAGCUCCAUUUCUACAGAUCUUGAUGACAUUCCUAUUGCAAAGGGAUCAUAUUCAUAUAACCUGGACCAAUGGGAUGAUCCCAACUUCAAUCCCUUCUCUUCCAAUAUGAAACUACCGGAUUUACCACCCACUACUCAAGAAUUACCUGAACCAUUCAAACCCAUUGUGCAGAGAUCAGAGUCUCCUGCAAAAACACCGGCUUCUUUUGAGAUUCCAACAAAUGAUGCAGAUCAGAUUGGAGAGAGCAAUAAACCAGCCAAGAAGAAGAAGACUCCAUUAAAGACUGACACAUUUAGGGUGAAGAAGUCACCAAAACGCUCCCCGGUUACUGAGAAUGGCUCUGAGGAGCUGACAAUACUCUCCAAGUCAGACACCCCCCCUGUGAUAGCCUCUGAAGAUCACGCCACUGAUGAGGAGAAGCUAGCCUCUUCUGUUGUUAGCCAGAAAUGGACCUGCAUGGCAGUGGAUUUGGAACCAGACAAACAAGACUAUCCCCAACCAUCUGACCUGACCAGCUUUGUCAAUGAGACUCAAUUUCACUCUUCCACAGAUGAUAUAGAUUAUGGAAGCUCAUUCAACAUUGAAUACAUGGAGAAAACCGGCAAGUGCUCUCCGCUCCGGGAGGUGCCUCAGCCUCAGUCUCUGUACCUCAUGUUUGAAGCAUCACAGGACAGCCCAGAAAACUCUCCUGCCAAGUUUUCAGAGUCUUGCACCCCAGGGACAGACUUUGAGACAAUGGAGUCCAAUAUAUGCUCUGGACAGCUGCCCCUCUCCAGAUCCCCACCCAUAAUGCAGGACAGUACACGGCAAGCCUCGGAGAGGUCACGGUCCAGAGACGAUGAGCCAGAGUUGAUUGGGAGUGGAAAAAUGGAACUGGGCUCUCCCGAUGAUGAAUAUAUGCCUUCUGAAGCAUUGUUGUCACGGAUCGCACAUCACAAUACUCUCUGUGACCAGCUGAGUUACCUAGAGCCGGAUCUCGCAGAGAAGAACCCACAAGCAUUUGCACAGAAAUUACAGGAGGAGUUAGAGUUUGAAGCAAUGCGAAUUGAGGCUCUGAAGUUAGCCAAACACGUAUCCCAGUCGUCCCAGUAUACAGAGGAGGAUGGAGCAGCAGCAAGCAAGGAGGAUCCAGAGAUAUUGGACCCAAAUGAUGUAGGCCUCUCGCACAAGUCACUUUAUUCGCGGUCAGUGGCUAUGGAGACAGCUGGAGGUGGCCAUUUACAUAACUACCAACAGUCUGACCUUGAAGCAGCUCUUCAGCUUGCCAGGGAAGAGAUUACAGCCAAGGAGAGAGAAGUAACAGACUGGAAGAAGAAGUAUGAAGACACUCGCUGUGAGGUGGUAGAAAUGAGAAAAAUUGUUGCAGAAUAUGAACAAACAAUUGCACAGAUGAUUGGCAGCCCAGAGGAUGAUCAGAGAGAGAAGUCCAUGUCACACCAUACAGUACAGCAGCUUAUUAUAGAAAAAGAACAAGCACUCUCUGACUUGAAUUCAGUGGAAAAGUCAUUGGCAGAGCUCUUUCGAAGAUACGAGAAGAUGAAAGAUGUACUGGAAGGCUUCCGGAAGAAUGAGGAGGUGCUGAAGAAAUGCGCUCAGGAAUACCUGGCGCGAGUGAAGAAAGAAGAACAGCGGUACCAUGCUCUGAAAAUCCAUGCUGAGGAAAAACUGGAUAGGGCUAAUUCAGAUAUUGCCCAGGUGCGUACCAAGUCUCUGCAGGAACAGGCAGCAUACCAAGCCAGUCUGAGGAAGGAACAGCUCAGAGUGGAUGCUUUGGAGAGGACCCUGGAACAAAAGAAUAAAGAGAUUGAAGAGCUCACCAAGAUUUGUGAUGAACUUAUUUCUAAGAUGGGAAAGAGCUAACCUGGUGCUUCAUCUUUUGGGGUGCUUGGUUUUCAAGCGGAGUGCAAUCUGGAUGAUGUAGGGAAGGACUGAUCCAUUUUUAUUUGUACCUUGGAUAUGGAGAUGUGGCACCCAUGGCUAAGGGUGGCACAAGAAGCAUAUGAUGCCGCCUUCCUUCCUGCAUGGCCUUCCUGUAUCAGGAAGGUAGAACAAACUGGCUUUGCAUUUCCAUGCAUUUUUAUCUUAUUUUAUAUGGGAGUUCUGCAUUGUGUCAAAGAGCUGUAAGCUCAUUCUACGUCCUGCUGGGCAAGACUACAUCAUGUUUUAAACACUUUAUAAUGGCUGAGGGAUUGCUUUCGUCACUGGAUUGCUAUUUAAGUAGAUUUCAAGAUGAAAUGAUGUUCAGCUCAUACUCGCAUGAUUGGAGUGCUGUAAAUAAAUCUGUAUUAUGCAAACACUGGAGAACCCAUUUUUCCCCUUUGAGAAAUGUUUUGCUGGAAUUGCUACCAUCUUGUUGUUCUUCUUUCUCAUAAAAUUAAAUUGUUUGUUUGAGAGCUGCACUAUUCUGAGAUACACAAGAACAGCUUCCAAAAUUGCCAAAUAUCUGUACAUUGCUGGCAAUUAAAUGGUUUAACCCUGCUGCUGAUUGGCAUA
Messenger RNA from Rana temporaria (common frog), 10753 nucleotides. It is a transcript of the gene TACC2, whose product is annotated as transforming acidic coiled-coil containing protein 2. The transcript is spliced from 25 exons. NCBI's taxonomy places the organism in Eukaryota, Metazoa, Chordata, Amphibia, Anura, Ranidae. Gene Ontology annotation, biological process: mitotic spindle organization; cerebral cortex development; cell population proliferation. The record is from RefSeq and is a predicted model, not a curated record. The coding region runs from base 242 to 10120 and encodes 3292 amino acids. Gene Ontology annotation, cellular component: cytoplasm.